Aspergillus terreus NIH2624 is the source of this 1557-nucleotide messenger RNA. RefSeq lists its product as uncharacterized. Gene Ontology annotation, biological process: carbohydrate metabolic process; chitin catabolic process. Gene Ontology annotation, cellular component: extracellular region. The transcript has 4 exons. Gene Ontology annotation, molecular function: chitin binding; chitinase activity. NCBI's taxonomy places the organism in Eukaryota, Fungi, Ascomycota, Eurotiomycetes, Eurotiales, Aspergillaceae. The record is from RefSeq and is a predicted model, not a curated record. Bases 1 to 1557 code for a protein of 518 amino acids.
AUGCUCAAGAAGCUUGCCUUGGCUGUUCUCGCCGCGCAGGGCGCGGUGGGCAUGCGCUUUGCCAUGUAUAUCGACCAAUACCACACGACCGACCUGCCGGACAGCUCGCAGACAGAGGGCAUCACGCACGCGAUCAUGGCCUUUGCAAAGACCACCCUCUUCACCGGCCAGGACGCCGGCGACUUCAAGCCGUUCCAGCCGGUCGAGCAGAUGCGCAAGCGCUUCGCCCCAGACACGAAGGUCAUGAUCGCCGUCGGCGGCUGGGGCGACACGUCCGGGUUCUCGGAGGGGUCGAAAGACGACGCGUCGCGCGAGCAGUUUGCAAAGAACCUAGCCAAGAUGGUGAACGACCAUGGCUUUGACGGAGUUGGUGAGUCCUCCCCUUCACCCUCCCCCCGGACCCAAACCCACGUUUCGCGCAGGCAGGCUCACGACGCAGACAUCGACUGGGAGUACCCCGGCGGCAACGGCGACGACUACAAGAAGAUCCCGAACGCGAAGAAGAAGCCCGAGAUCGAGGCGUACCCGCUGUUCGUGCAGGCGGUGCGGGCGGCGCUGGGCAAGGACAAGGUGCUGUCGCUGGCGGUGCCGGGCAAGCGCGAGGACAUGAUCGCGUUCACGAAGGAGAACGGGCCGAAGAUCUGGCCGUCCGUCGACAUGGUCAACGUGAUGUCGUACGACCUGAUGAACCGGCGCAACAACGCCACCGCGCACCACAGCAGCGUCGCGCAGUCGCUCGACACGGUGCACGCGUACAAGGAGAUCGGGCUCGACCCGGCCAAGAUGAACCUCGGCGUGGCGUACUACGCGAAGUGGUUCACGACGCAAAAGGACGCCGACUGCGAGGAGCACCCGCUCGGAUGCCCGGUCGUGGCCAUGGAGAAGCCCGACGGCUCGGAUAAUGGCAAGUCGGGGGUGGUGACGUUUGAGAAGGGUACGAUGGCGCCGCCGCCGAAGGAUCUGAAGGAGUCGACGGAUGGGACGUGCGGGUUUGCCAAGGGGACGCGCUGUCCGAAGGGGCAGUGCUGCAGUCAGUAUGGGAACUGCGGCUCCGACGACGACUUCUGCCAGGCGGGCUGUCUGUCCGAUUACGGCGAGUGCAAAGGCAUCUCGAUCAUCGACUCGUGGCGCCGGGCGGAGAAGGACGGCAAGCUGGACGAGAAGGCCGGCGGGCAGUACUACUUCGACAAGGAGGUCGACCUCUUCUGGACGUGGGAUACGGUGCCGAUGAUCGAGCGCAAGUUCAAGGACAUCGUGGAUGCCGAGCACGUGGGCGGCGUGAUGGCGUGGAGUCUGGGCGAGGACACGCUGGACUUUUCGCAUGUGAAGGCGAUGCAGGAGGGGUUUGAAGACUAUAUCUAUAUGUGCGAUCUAUAUCUAUAUCUAUAUCCAUCGAUGUUGAUGUGUUACAGUUUGUAUAGUGAAUUUGGUGGCAGCGCAAACACAUCCGCACAUGCCAGCCAAUCCGCAUGCGGCCUGUUGCACGGGGUGUGUUUGCUUUCUUUCAACGGCCGCAAACGAUCCCAGGGCUUCCAAUUGAUUUUACGCAGUAUAUAA